Messenger RNA from Oldenlandia corymbosa var. corymbosa, 2290 nucleotides. Lineage: Eukaryota; Viridiplantae; Streptophyta; Magnoliopsida; Gentianales; Rubiaceae. The record is from the annotation of a GenBank genome assembly.
AUUUCAAAGCUUUCUAAACAAUGGCGCCAAAAAUGAAAAUUCCACCGGUUUCUCUUCCUCCUCCUCCUCCUCCUCCUCCUCCUUCCUUCCCCGUCGGGAAUUGCGAGGUUAUUGUCGAAGCCAAGAAGUUCAUCCCCGAGUCCGCCCAAAAUAGCCUGCAAAUCACCUUCUCCAAGAAUGUCAAAAUCAAAAUCUCAGUGGUGGAAGGGAAGCAGCAACCUAGAAAUGAAAAUGACGAUGUUCCGGCGUUGGGAUCCGAGAAAAUUGGUGAGUACUAUUUUGUAUUGAUGAACCCUAAAGAUUCAGAUGAAGUUACGAAAUCUUUAGUACAGGAAGUGCUGCAUCUUUACUCAAAAGAGCUUCCAGCAAUGAAUUUUGCAUCUAAUACUGGAAAGGAAUCAAUGUUUCUCCAAAGAUGUGUGUCAAAAGGAAAUUAUUGCACUUUAGCUUUGAUACACAAGGCUACUGACGAGAUCAAAGAGGUGGUUUCUGCAAUUAGUUAUCAGAUAGUUCCUUCCGAUACACAUCAUGCUGAAAUUCCACUUGCCUGUGUCAGCUAUAAGUACCAGAAAAAGGGGAUUGGUCGGCUUAUGUACCUUGAACUGAGACAGAGACUUCAAAGAGUUGGCAUUCGCUCAAUUUUCUGCUGGGGAGAUCAAGAGUCUGAAGGUUUUUGGCUAAAACAGGGUUUUACGGUGAUUGGAGAGGUAAACAAAAAGGGUAGAGCACGGCGGCUACCUAUUAAGACUGCCGUUCGCAAGGCUCUCUGCUUUCCAGGGGGUUCUAAGCUCAUGAUUUCUCACCUUAAUGAUAGCUCAUCUACCUGUACUGAGCAAAUAAAGGUUGUCUUUCCUCGGCAGCCUUCUGACAGACAUAUCUCUUCUGAUGGUGAGCUAAAAUUGAAUCCAGAAUGCAUGGAGGAGAAUUCUCAACAUUUAGAGGGAAAAAACCCUGUGGUUAACAGCACUGGGUAUUCAGAAGCUGACAAUUUGGUUACUGAGAGAUUCCUUAUUGAUGGAUCUUACUGUAAUUGCAAUCGAUCUCCAGGCAGCCAAGAUGCUGAUCGUUUAGAACUUCUGGAUCAUAAUGGGGGUGAAAAUUUGAUGUUUGGUAAAAGUGGGGAGGAUAAUUCCAAAAGAUGUUCAUGCUCAACAGAAGGAACUAAAAAAAGGAUAUGGGAAUCCUCGCUCACCUCAUUGAACUCAAAACGAGUAAAGGGUAGCCACAUAAUUGAAUCUCAAUCAGAUAUCAGAAAUUCUCUCUCCCGAGGUGAUGAAAGAAAGUGUUGUUCUAGUUCGAGUUCACUCCUGGAAAACAAAUCAUUGGUGGAUGAAACUUCCUUGAAAGCUGGCUACUUGGAUGAGUACUAUAAAGAAUGUGCAGCAGGAAAUUUCACUUCAGAAAAUCUUGAUGGCUUUAAAGUUCCUUCAACCGAUAUGUGCUUCAGAGUAAUGCUAAUGAACAUUGCUGAUGAUAGGAAGAAAGCAGUUCUUACGAAGAUAAUUGAGGAUCUAGGCGGAACUGUUACCUUUGAUGGAAGCAUGGCUACACAUGUAAUCACCGGGAAAGUGAGAAGAACUUUGAACUUCUGCGUAGCUCUCUGCUCAGGAGCUUGGAUUAUCUCAUCCAUGUGGUUAAAGGAAAGCUUUCGAAAUGGCAGAUUUUUAGAUGAAAUGCCGUUUGUGCUGAAAGAUGAAGAGUACGAGUCCAAAUAUGGAACAGAGCUGAAAGCUGCAGUUGUAAGGUCAAAAGCGAACCCUCGUUCUUUGCUUAAAGGUCAUGACCUAUGUCUUGCAGCACAUAUUCAACCGCCGAAGGCCACACUAACUGCCAUCAUUAAGUCUGCUGGUGGAAAUGUUUUAGGACUGGACAAUGUGAAACAACCAUCAUCCACAAUCUUCAUUGCAUGUGAAAAGGAUAUGGAAGAAGCACUCUUGGCCGUGAAGGAAGGUAUCAAGGCAUUCAGCAGUGACUGGCUAAUGAACUGCAUCCUUAGGCAAGAGCUUGAUCUGGAGGCUUCUCAAUUUGCAGAAUCCUUGUGAUUAUAUUUAUGCAAAUCUUUACGAGUAAACCUUAUUUACAUGAUAAGAUUGGUUUGGAUUACUUCAGGUUUAUAUGAGAUUUCCUUACAUAGUUACAUAUGUAUUUCUCAUUUUCUCUAUACCCAACCAAUCUAUUCUUGUAUGUCUAUAAAUAAAAAUUAUGUUUUCGGCUCUACUUUCUCUCUUGCUUUUGCACCACCGCAGCUCUCUUGUUCCAUUUGCAAUAACAUAUGGCUCCUUCUUUGGAC